This is a messenger RNA of Aedes aegypti (yellow fever mosquito), 2160 nucleotides long. RefSeq names its product coiled-coil domain-containing protein 22 homolog. The coding region runs from base 270 to 2039 and encodes 589 amino acids. The record is from RefSeq and is a predicted model, not a curated record. The transcript is spliced from 6 exons. Gene Ontology annotation, molecular function: cullin family protein binding. Gene Ontology annotation, biological process: positive regulation of ubiquitin-dependent protein catabolic process. NCBI's taxonomy places the organism in Eukaryota, Metazoa, Arthropoda, Insecta, Diptera, Culicidae.
CCUUUGUUUUGAUGCGGUGAGCACUGACAAAAACUACCUUCAAUGAUCCAUUUUGAUAAGAAUUUUCCUGUAUUAGCCGCUGUUCUAUGUGAGUUUCAGCAAGUGGAAUCUGCAGUAUAUAAUCGCUCCGUGAAGCUUAAUCAUCAUCCCAUGGAAGAUUUUGAUGGUGCUGAUUAAUUAAUCAAGGCGACUAUCGGGAGGUGCAUACAAACUUGUAAGGUUUCCAUUCCUUCGCAACUGGAUGUACGGCUAAUCCGGUCGGGGUCAUCAUGGAUGAGAUUGACAACAUAAUCCUACAUUCGUUGCGGCAGAUUGAAUGCAAUCUGGACGAAGAAGUCAUCAGCUUGGACGACCUCAGCCCCUCGAUGCUGGUGCAGGUUGUGUCGAAAUGUAUAUCGCUGAUCGAUCCCGGUUUGGAGCUGCCCCGAACUCUACCGCCCGGGAUGGCACAGCGAUUCACGGCCACCGCCAGUCUGGCCGAGGCCUGUCGGACAAUCGGUUACCGGCGCGACAUUGGCUACCAGACGUUCCUCUACUCGAAUGUGGCCGAGGUACGUCGCGUGUUGAUGUUUUUGGUGGAGAAGCUUCCGAAAGAGGCGGCCGAUAAAACCUCCGGAAGCGGACAACCGGUGGACAGCGCGACUCAGUUAGAGAACAGGAUACUGAGCAGUUUGCAGAGUCAAUUACAGGCACCGUGGAUGCCGGAGUUUUGCCAAGUGGGACGCCCAGAGGGACUGUCCACGACGAGUGGCGGGGAGUCGCCAGCACAAAUAGCAUUCCGUCGGUUUAUUCCCAGGAAAAUUAGCGUCCCGUUUGUGACGCAGGGGGAUGUUGCUGCAGAAGUGAAAGAGUUCUGGUCUCGUCGGAAUCUGGACUGUUUGGAUGAGGGUAGUUUAGUGCCAUCGCUGAUAGCUGCAAACGAUGGAGCGAUUAAAACGAAUGCAAAGGGUGCCAUUGAUGAGGUGGAUCGACAGGUUAAGCUACCUGCGAUCAACGAGAAGUUAUUACAAUAUUACUCAAAAGGGGGAACGAAGCAUCGAUUAGCAGAACCGAGUGGUGCUGCUGCUUCAAGCGGGACGACUGAAAAAGUGGUUCUAAAUAAUAUUACUGUUGAGACCAAGCCUGGCAAGACUCCACUAGAAUCGCUGCAGGAAGAGAUCGAUGCACUACAACAGGAAAUAGUGCAGCACUCGGAAGAAGGGGUACAAUUAGAGAGCAGUCGUAAGGAAACCGAUGAAUCGAUAGAGGAAUAUCGAAAAACUAUUGUUAGGUUGAAAGAAGAGAAAAAGAUCAAAGAACGGACCCACAUUUUGCUCGAGGAUCCUGAGGUGAACGUGAAGAAGCUGGAAGCGAUCAUUGCGGCUGGCGGUGAACGAAUGAAGAAACUGCAGGAUCAGUGGGAUGCGCAUCGGAUUCCGCUGGUGGACACUCUGGAAGCCUAUCGACUGAAGAACUCCGAUAAAUUGUCCAAAUCCCAACAAGUGUUGGAUCAGAUCGAAUCCACUCGUCAAAAGUGUGAAGAAGUAGUAAUUGAUCUGCAAACCAAAGGAGCUAUGUAUGCUCGGCUUCAGAAAGAAUUCGAGAAGCUGAAUAAAACCGUUAGCCGAACGGCUUACACCAGUCGCAUCUUGGAGAUUAUUGGAAACAUUCGCAAGCAAAAGAACGGCAUCGAUCAGAUCCUCCAGGAUACGCGCUCGUUGCAGAAAGAAAUCAACAACAUCACCGGCCAAUUGGAUCGACAAUUCACCGUGACGGACGAUUUGAUAUUCCGCAAUGCGAAGAAGGAUGAACACUCGAAGCGUGCUUACAAACUGUUGGUCACGCUGCACUCGGACUGUGAGGAGCUGAUCAAGCUGGUGCAGGAAACUGGUGCGAUCAAGCGUGAAGUGCGCGACCUAGAGGAUCAGAUCGAGAACGAAAAAGGCCGAAACACGGCUGCCAAUCUGGCGCAGAUCACGCACGAUCUCACCGAAAUGCAGAACGAGAGUCAACGGCUUGAAGAGAGCAUACGUCGGAUGGAAGUGACGAGUAGGCAAUAACCAGGUUAUUCAUUUUACAAUUUAUCCACAAAACCGAGAGAAUAUUUUAGGACUGUCCACACAAACUAGGUAUCAUACUCAAAAUACACAAACUAAAGUGCCCAUUGAGAGCUUUAUUGAA